CAGGACCCAGCGCCGACCGGAGGCAGUUACAGCAUGGCUGCAGCCCGGCAGCUUCGGGGUUCUCAGCUCAUGGGGCUGGGGGCAGCCCUGGCCCUCCUGUGCCUCUCUGCCAGGGUCAAGGCAGCCCCUGAGUUUUCGGGCUACCUGCGCAAGGUGCUGAAGAACCACACGAUCCACACCUGUGAUGGGGAGCAACUGAUCAUCAUGUGCCCUCACAAGACCACUGUCAGCAUCCUUGGCGCAUUCUAUGGGCGUCGCGUGCCCAGCCCGCAUCUCUGCCCUAACCCUGGUAAUGUUUCUGAGGAGAGCACUGAAUGCAUGUCUGCCACAGCCCACCAGAAACUGCUCGACGAGUGCCAGGACCAACGAUGGUGCCAGUUCUCAGUUCACAGCCAAGUCUUUGGGCCAGACCCGUGUCCUGGGACACACAAGUACCUUGUUGCUUCUUACAAGUGCCGGCCAGCUAACCAUCGCAUCAAGACUGUGUGUGAGAAUGACAAACUAAGGCUGCAGUGCCGGCCAAAAUCCAUCCUGGCCAUUUACUCUGCAAGUUAUGGACGAUUCCUGCGGGGCAAGCCAGAGUGUGAUGCUCUGAACACUGAGCAACCUCAUAUAGAGUGUUUGGCUCCCGACGCCUUGAGGAGGGUUUCCAGGAAGUGCCACCGGAAAGAGAACUGCACUGUGACUGCUGACAGGGCCACCUUUGGGGACCCGUGCUUCCCUGGCAUGAAGAAACAGCUGCGGGUCUCCUACACAUGUGUGCCCAGGCAGCUGCUGGAGGAGGUGGGCCCUGACACCUCGGACCCCUUCCUGCUCUCGGACUACACACACGGUGGCUGGUACAAAGGGCCCAGGUUCUCCAGGCUCCGGAAAGACCUGAUGAUUUUUACUAGCUCUCUGGAAGCUUUUGCCCACCUUUGGGGCAUCCCAGAGAAAGUUGGCCUCUACUUUCUUUGUGGGGUCUCAGGAGGCCUCAUGCUUCUGCUCUGCAUCAUCAGCCCUAAAAUGGCCUUCAUCCAGGACAUGAAGGAGGCUUUCAAAGACCCAGAGCUGGGGAGAAGCUCAGAGCUGAGUAGAACCAAGCUGCAGGAUGAACAGGAUGAAGAUAUUCCUGAUGACAGUUCCUCAGACUCCUCCUUCCGCCGCCUCACCCGCACCUACCGGGCAACCGACAACAUCUUCAGCCCUGAACUGACAGCAGCAAUGGAGGGGGUGGCAGAGCACCAGGGCCACGAUGGGGAAGAGAUCUGGAUGCCCAAGGAAUCCAGCCCUUAUGCCAUCCACAAGAUCAAAUCAGCUACCAAAUGAGAACUGAAAGAACAGGGCUGUAGAGCAAUGAGGCCAGGGGGAGGGGGGAGUGGGGGCAAAGCGGGAUGAGAUAUCCGGAUGCCCUGCAAGGAAAGACUCCUCAGCUCUUCACUGAGAGACAUGAUGGUUUGAGCUCCUCAGAGCUGGAUGGAGCCAGGAUCAGCCAUCCUGGUCCAGCACUAGGGAGAAAUCCCAAACCAUGGCAGAGGGCACUGCAGCCCUGGUGCAGCCCUACAGCUGGGAGGGAUUUCCUGGGAAGGCUGUUCCAGGAUCAGCCCACUGCUCCAAGCGGCAUGGAAACCUCUGAGCUGAUCACUCUGUGGGAAAAUGUGAUCCCAGGGUGUAAUAAGGGGCUAAGGGAUUGUUUGUGGCGCCAUUGGCUCCUUUGCUGUGAACACAUCGCUAAUCUUAAUUUAACCUUCCAAUUCUUGCCAUGUUCACUGCUUGCUCAGGCUUGCUGGCCCUCAGCACUUAACCCCUCUCAGUCCAGCAAAGUCUGGGAAGCCCUGGUGCUUUUCAGGCUCUAUUUCCUCCUGUUUCUUUUCAUGUGCUGGUUCCCUCCCACAAUGCUGUGAAUGUCCCCAAAGGCUUGGAGAGUAUGCCAGUGGUUGGAGAAGACAGCUUUUGACAUAGAUAAGGAAAUUGCAAAAGUGUGGGGAGGAUGAACAUUGAACUUGGAAAGACUGUCUUGCUGGGAGUGUGAAAGGGGCCACAAGCAUCAACCAGCACAUCCACACACCAGCAGUGGGUGCUGGCAGGUGCCUUGUACAAGCAUAGUUGCUGGUGUUUCCCUUGGCCCUAGUCUCCCUGAUGAGUGCUGCACCCUUGGGAGCUGUGGUAGCAGAAAUGGCUGCUGUGAGGUGAGGGAGGAAAAGUCCUGUUAGCAUGCUGUCUCUCAGGAGGGAUUUGCUCAAAUCUUCUUGUGAGCAUCAGGAAAUUCUUUCACUUCACGUCUUUCUGUGAUUUCCUUCUUGCUUCUUUCAUUCUGUGCUGGCUGCAGAGCUUCGGUUUCCAGGUAACAGGCUAACUUGCUGGGGCCUUUUCCAGCAAAUAAAUGCAAA
Messenger RNA from Struthio camelus australis, 2369 nucleotides. Its product is annotated as protein eva-1 homolog C. The record is from RefSeq and is a predicted model, not a curated record. Lineage: Eukaryota; Metazoa; Chordata; Aves; Struthioniformes; Struthionidae. Gene Ontology annotation, molecular function: carbohydrate binding.